AUGGUCCCUCGCCCCAAGCGUCGGCGUCUCACCGAUCCUUUGGGAGAGGUUGCGAGCGAAGAUAUCUGCAAGCCGGCCACUCAGCUGGAGAGGAACAGCUGGAAUGGCUUCUGUGAGAUCGAAUCGGAGCCGGCAUUAUUCAAUGUGAUGCUACGCGAGUUCGGCGUGAAGGGCGUCCAGGUCCAAGAGGUGAUGUCUCUGGAUGAAGAGGGCGUGAGCUACCUGGAGAAACCUGUUUACGGCUUGAUAUUCCUAUUCCGCUGGCGGGAGGACGAUGCCGAGAAGCAGGAGGCUAGUUGCCCGGACGGCAUCUGGUUUGCAAAUCAGACAGCUGGUAAUUCUUGUGCCAGUGUGGCGCUGUUGAACAUCGUCAACAACAUUCCUGGCAUCGACCUCGGGGAGAACCUACGGCACUUUCGAGACUUUACCAUGCCCUUCACCCCGGCACUGCGUGGCGAUGCCAUCAACAACUUCGAAUUUGUCAAGCGUGUACAUAACUCCUUUGCUCGAAAAAUGGAUAUUUUAAAUUCAGAUCUACAGCUUCACUCUGAAGCAACUUCGAAGAAGCGCUCCAGAAGCCAAGAUCCCAAUGACUUUGAAUCGGGCUUUCACUUUAUUGCGUUCAUGCCGGCGAUGGGCCAAGUGUGGAAGUUCGACGGUCUGGAGCGUCAACCUCAAGCACUCGGUGGAUGCUCUGAAGAUGACUGGCUGAAAUUGGCGAUGCCCAACAUCAUCGACCGAAUGGCCGCGUACACCGAAGAUAGUAUUGAAUUCUCUAUUCUUGGUGUGGUUCGAGAUCCUCUGUCGGAUCUUGUUCAGGAGUUGGCAGUCAACGUGAGGAGCUUAGAAAUCAUCCACGAGCGGCUCCUAGCCCUGGGAAAUGGAGAAGCGAACCUCGAGGUGCUCAACGACAUAGUCAUUGGCCCAGAAGCGUCUCUCGGGCUCACUCGUGUAGAUAUUGAAGCGGCCAUCACCUCUGAGAGCAUACAAACAUGCCAAGAUUCGGAACAACUACGGCAGUAUCAGCAGGAGCUAAGCCAAGCCCAGGCUGGGCUGCGGGGACGAGUCCAAGAAGAGCAGCAAGCACAACGACAAGACGAGGAUCAUGCGACGGGACGACGUUAUGACUAUGGACCAGCGAUACGGACGUGGUUGCGCUUUCUAGCACGCAAGCAGCUGCUGGCGGAGCUAUUGCAAUAA
Penicillium atrosanguineum is the source of this 1200-nucleotide messenger RNA. RefSeq names its product ubiquitin C-terminal hydrolase 37. Gene Ontology annotation, biological process: ubiquitin-dependent protein catabolic process; protein deubiquitination. Gene Ontology annotation, cellular component: cytoplasm. The record is from RefSeq and is a predicted model, not a curated record. Lineage: Eukaryota; Fungi; Ascomycota; Eurotiomycetes; Eurotiales; Aspergillaceae. The transcript has 6 exons. The coding region runs from base 1 to 1200 and encodes 399 amino acids. Gene Ontology annotation, molecular function: cysteine-type deubiquitinase activity.